GCACUUUAGAGUAAAGGAUAAGCCUGCAUGUGAGCGCUACAAAUGAGCUUGGGUAUUUGUACUGAACAAUAGGGACAUGGUAACAAAGAGACAGCAUUUUGAAGCUGCAUCCCCCCUUAGGCAUGAAGGGAUAAGGAAUGUGUAGGCAUUGCUGGCUUCUCUUUAUUGAAGGAGUAAAGGGAAGGGAGCACACACCUCUGCCUUGGGAGGUAAACUUUAGCUCUGGGCUUGUGGCAGCCAAUGCUGGUGUGCCUGCUCGUGCUGGGAGACUCUCAGGUGACAAGCCCUCAGGUACACUGUACUAUGACUUCAUAGGGGUGGAGCAACGGGCUGUACAGGUGUCUGCCUUAGCUAGGUUACUAGUAUAGACACAGCUGAUCCGUUCCAGGGAGAGCUGACUCAUUCCAUUGCUGGAUCUAGGGUCUGGCACAAUAAAACUGGGGCAAACAAGUAAAAUAAAUCCAAUGACUUGCAAUGGAAGCCAAGGAAGGCAAUGGGAAGGAUAUAUCUACAGCAUUGCCGAAGAAAAGGAAUCUCACGUUCCUGAAAAGUAGAUUGUACAUGUCAGAGAGAAGGAAAACUGACACCAUUGUGGAGCCCAGUAAUAAUGUGGAUUGUGGGAACUCAGGCACCUUGCGCAGGAGCCAGUCUGACAGAACAGAGUAUAAUCAGAAGCUAAAAGACAAAAUGGCCCCAAAUGUUUCAUCAUCUGCCCCAGUAUCCCCAACGCAAUCUUCAGAAGACCUGCAACAGACCAAGAUCAUUAAAAGGACUAAGAUUAUAGGUGAGCUGAUCCAGACGGAGAAGGACUAUCUGAAUGACUUGGAGCUUUGUAUCAGAGAAGUAGUAAAGCCUCUUAGAAGCAAUCAUUGGGAGCAGAUAGAUGUGGAUGCCUUGUUCAGCAACAUUGAAUCUGUUUGCCAGAUCUCAGCUAAGCUGGUAUCACUUCUUGAUGAAGCCACAACAAACGUGGAACCUGAACUUCAAGUGAUAGGGGAAGUGUUCUUGGAGAUUAAGUGCCCAAUGGAAGAUGUAUAUAAAAUCUACUGUUACCAAAAUGAUGAAGCUCACACUGUGCUGGAGUCUUAUGAAAAGGAUCCUGAAAUAAAGGAGCAUUUAAAAAAUUGCACACAGGCCUUGAAAAAGAUUUAUGAAGAUGAGGGCAAACCAAACUUGUUGGACAUGGGAUCUCUCAUGAUUAAGCCGAUUCAGCGUGUGUUGAAAUACCCGCUCUUGUUAUGUGAACUGCUGAACUCAACACCUCAGUGUCACCCGGACUAUAAACCACUUCAAGAUGCAUUUAUUGCAGUCAGAACCACUAAUAUGAACAUCAAUGAACUGAAAAGAAGGAAAGAUCUAGUGCAGAAAUACAGGAGAGCAGAUGAAGAAGAAUCUCUGAAAGACAAGCUUUCCAAGCUCAGUAUCCACUCGAUAACUAAAAAAUCCAAAAGAGUAACCAGCCAUCUUAAGAUUUUGUCUGGCAGAGAACAGGUGAAAGACCAAAUAUUUAACAAGGAAGAAAAAAUAUUCAGAAGUUUGGAAAAGACUGUGAGACUGUGUGUAAAGAACAUUUCAUUUACCAUUCAACAUAUGCAGGACGCAAUGCCCCUGGCUGCCCAAGGUGUUUUGGAGAUUGAUCACAUUCUGCAUGAUGAUAACUACAACAGCAACCAAGACCUGAAUAACCACAACAAAAUUGGAGAACAGCAUAGGAAUUUUGUUAACAGACUAGAACAACUUGUCUAUACACCACUGAGCACACUUCAUGCUAUGUUUCCUAUGCCCCAGAAGCUAAUUCAGAAGCGCUAUGAUAAACUUUUAGACUAUCACAGUUGUCUACAAAAGCCACCUGAUGGUGUGUUGGAUCAGGCACGGAAAGACUAUGAGGCUCUAAACGCUCAGCUGGUAGAAGAACUGCAAACCUUUAACAAGGCCGCCCGUAAAAUCCUCUCCAAUUGUUUGUACUUCUUUAUUACUCUUAUGAGGGAACUUUUGUCUGCUGCACUGGAGUCGACUUCCAACAUUGCCGACGAUUUCAUGAUCUGCGGAAAUGUGAAUCAUGUCCAGCAACACAUCAUCGAAGAACUGCAGAAUCUCAACUUUUUUAAGGAAAACAGCACUGCCACAUUUAUUGAGAGAAAACUGAGCUUUGAGAGGAAGAAAACUCUUUCCCCUUUGCCUGAACUCCCUCGGCAGUCUGAAAGCCACAGGAGCAAGCUAUUGUCUACUUAUGGAGCGGAGAAACUUUAUCAGGCAAAGCGCAAGUGUAACGCUUCCCAGGAGCUUGAUAUAGAUCUCUAUGAGGGAGAACUGGUGGCUGUUGUUGAGGACAAGGAUCCCUUUGGAAGUACCAGCAGGUGGCUUGUGGACACGGGAAUUGUACAAGGAUAUGUCUAUUCCUCCUUUCUGAAACCUUAUAAUCCAGGAAAAAUGCAAAAGGACUCACCCGACAGCGCCUUCUGUGAUGAUGAUUUUGAUAACUUCAGCCUUUUUGUCUCACCGCGGCCAGCCCGGGACAGAAAUAGCCGAGCUUCUGUGGGGAGUACAAGUGAAAGUAGUCCCUCCAUUAAUGGGGAUGAUGACAGGCUUCAUGAAUGUGAUGGGGACAGUUGUUUCAAUGGAGAUGAUAACAAAAUUUUCUAUGCCGUUUAUGCUUUUGAAGCUCGAAGUCAACAGGAGCUCAGCCUUCAAGAAAAUCAGCGAGUCAGGAUCCUUCAGUUCUCAGACUUGAGUGGAAACAAGGAAUGGUGGCUUGGAGAAGCACAAGGCCAGAAAGGUUAUGUGCCAGCUAACUACCUAGGCAAGAUGACAUACGCUUAAGAACUUUAAAUGUGUUAAACAAGGAAGAUAAGCACUUGGAUAAUGAUUGGUUUUCUGGGGGAACAUAUACAACAUGAAGGUCUUUAUGAGUAUGUCAACAUAUCUGGUCUCCAACAGUCAGGGAUAUCCUAUUUGUGACCCUCCUCUUGUUUUCAGACCAUAGCUCCCAUAAUCCCUUUUACUGCUGAGGAAUGCUAGGAAUACUUGUUCAAAAUCAAGUGGGUAAUCCCCAAACGUAGACCAUGUUUACCAUAACUUGUUAGCGCAUUCCGGCAGGAUUGCUCAUUGUAUAAUUUAUUUUUAUUGAAUGCACUUAAUUGUUUUUUUUUUUAGAAUGAAUGUGAAUCACCAUGUAUGCCGCUGAUAGGUGCAUCAUGCUAACCUACAUACAGAACCCAUGUUUUGCUCUCCGUUAGUAUUCUGAAAAGCUGCUACAUGUAUCAUGUUCUGAAAAACUUGGUACAUUUAACCGACUGCCCUACUUUCAUUUAAGCACAGGUUUUAUAAAAUGCACCUUUCUAAUUUAGCAGACAUUUCUAUUUAGGCUUCUAGUAAUGGAAACAGGUUCAGGGUUAACAGCAAAGCACACAGACAAGGGUAGGGUAGUACUUACUACUUAAACAUGCAACCAAUAACCUCAGAAAUAUUGUUUACCUGUGCAGUACAUAUCAUAUUCUCCUUCAAGGUACAAAGAGCAUUCUGUGUGUUUUUAUUAUGGCUGUUCUUUGCUAUUGACUUCAACUUCUUAAUGUCAAUCCAUGCAGUAGGUUAAAGCGAUACUGUCAUGGGAAACAUGUUUUUUUCAAAACACAUCAGUUAAUAGUGCUGCUCCAGUAGAAUUCUGCACUGGAAUCCAUUUUUCAA
Messenger RNA from Xenopus laevis (African clawed frog), 3684 nucleotides. RefSeq names its product Rho guanine nucleotide exchange factor 38 S homeolog (gene arhgef38.S). Bases 475 to 2820 code for a protein of 781 amino acids. Gene Ontology annotation, cellular component: cytoplasm. Lineage: Eukaryota; Metazoa; Chordata; Amphibia; Anura; Pipidae. The transcript has 14 exons. The record is from RefSeq and is a predicted model, not a curated record. Gene Ontology annotation, molecular function: guanyl-nucleotide exchange factor activity.